GUGCUGCCCUUUCCGAGAAUAACCAGACAGCAAAGGGCUAGUUCUAUUAAGCAGUUGAGGCAACACUUUGAAGAUGGCUGUUACCAAGGUCUUUGUUGUGUAUUACUCCAUGUAUGGACAUGUAGAUACUAUGGCCAGAGAAGUUCUCAAAGGUGCCGCGGCAGUUGAAGGUGUUGAGGCAACACUAUGGCGGGUACCCGAGACUCUCUCCGAUCGAAUAUUGGAAAAGCUGAAGGCCCCUCCUAGGCCGGAUGAUGUAACGGACAUCAAACCGGAACAACUUCUGGAAGCUGAUGGUUUUAUAUUUGGUUUUCCUUCUCGAUUCGGCAUGAUGCCAAGCCAACUGAAGGCAUUUUUUGAUGCCACUAGUGAGCUAUGGGCCUCCCAAGCACUUGCUGGCAAGCCUGCUGGAAUCUUUUGGAGUACUGGCUUUCACGGCGGAGGCCAGGAACUUUCAGCAUUGACAGCAAUAACUCAAUUAGCUCAUCAUGGCAUGCUUUUUGUGCCCCUUGGAUACACAUUUGGAAGUGGCAUGUUUGAGAUGGAUGAGGUGAAAGGAGGCUCAGCAUAUGGUGCUGGAACCUUCGCCGGAGAUGGAACUCGGCAACCUACCGAGCUAGAACUACAGCAGGCCUUUUACCAGGGUAAAUAUAUGGCUGAAAUUGCAAAAAAGCUAAAAAUCUAACCUUCUGCUAACAAAUUUAUUCAAGAAUGUCCUGUAGAGCAUGUUGACAAACCAUUAGACACACACGUUUGUGUCAAACCUUGCAAGACAUAUUAGCAACGUGUAUAUAUAUAUAUAUGUUCUCAAUUUCAAAAUUGUAGUUUGUACUUCAGUUGGUGAAACAUGAGUUAGACGAAGUUCUAUGUUCAGAUAUGAAGAAACAAGUUCAUUAAAACAACUUGUUCAUGUUCAUUUUUAAUACACCAAUAGCAACAAUU
Messenger RNA from Arachis stenosperma, 942 nucleotides. RefSeq names its product probable NAD(P)H dehydrogenase (quinone) FQR1-like 3. NCBI's taxonomy places the organism in Eukaryota, Viridiplantae, Streptophyta, Magnoliopsida, Fabales, Fabaceae. The transcript is spliced from 5 exons. The record is from RefSeq and is a predicted model, not a curated record. Gene Ontology annotation, molecular function: NAD(P)H dehydrogenase (quinone) activity; FMN binding. The coding region runs from base 74 to 685 and encodes 203 amino acids.